AUGGAGCACACCCCGCCGCCUGCCCUCACAAGGUCGCCUUCAUCUCCUGCAAACACAUACUGCCCUUCAGAGAGGUCCUCGCUUGACUACCCGUCGCCGGGCAUGGUAGAGCAACAAUACAAGAUCUCUUCGAUGUAUGGAGACCAGUCCUGCGUGACCCCUUCCAUGGACGCCGACUUGUCUCUUCCUCCCCUUGACUCGAUGGGCCACUCGGACUGGAACAGCGCGACGGUCAUCCACCCGAUUUCGUCCGCCUCCGCCAUGCCCAACAUCCUGUCUGCCGACUACGAUAGCUUCACCACCUACCCUUACAGCCACGAUGUCUACCACUCGCACCCGACCAGCCACCCGCCCUCGCUCCAUGCCUCCACGCCCCCGCCCACGGCGUCGGCUCCCCGGUCUCCGGCACCGAUGAGGACUCCUUACACGCCGGCCACUUCGGUCCCGGCCCCUAUGACCCCGCGAGUGAAGAUGGAAGGGGCUUCGGAUUACAGCCAAAGCACCGAGGCGUCGCAUUACCCUUCGCCGCGAUCGAUCCACACAUCCUACACCUCAGACAGCGGCCCGUAUGCCAGCAGCACCUCAACCGGUUACCUGUCCGACAACGGGUCCGCCUCGUGGAGCAAGCCCGAGUUCCAGCCUCUUGAGCCUGAGCACUACUAUCAAGCCCCGCCCCCGCCGCCGUCAGCAUUCAUGCACCACGACACUCGGAGGCAUGCGUACCGGGUUAACCGGCCCAAGAGGGCGCCGCGCCGGCUGACGACCAAGGAGGAAGCCAACUUCCAGUGCGAGGUCAAGGGAUGCGGCAAGCUCUUUAGCCGCAGCUACAACUUCAAGGCCCACAUGGAGACCCACGACGAGAAGCGCGAGUACCCUUUCCCGUGCCAGGUCCCCGACUGCACCAAGAAGUUUGUGCGCAAGACGGACCUGCAGCGCCACCACCAGAGCGUCCACCUCCGCGAACGCACCCACAAGUGCGACUACUGCUCGCGCAUGUUUGCCCGCAAGGACACCCUGAGGAGGCAUAUGGAAGAUGGCUGCUCCAAGCGGUUCGAUAUUGGCACCGUGGACUUCCGCGCUGAGGCUGGCUACGACAGCAUGCACCCCAGCGCGCGGUCCAUGGCACCCCUGGGCCACAUGAUUCCGCCGCCGGGUGUUCUGCCUCCCAUUGGCAUCCCCCCGCUCUGUGGCACCAACAUGCUCGGUUCCAUGCCUCCGUCGAUGCGGCCCAGCAGGGAGCCCCUCGCCGCGGGUGAUGCCGGCCAGGGACACAACUGGGGGAGGUGA
Molecule: messenger RNA, 1287 nt
Organism: Dichotomopilus funicola
Lineage: Eukaryota; Fungi; Ascomycota; Sordariomycetes; Sordariales; Chaetomiaceae
Exons: 2
Coding region: 1-1287 (428 amino acids)
Biological process (GO): regulation of transcription by RNA polymerase II
Cellular component (GO): nucleus
Molecular function (GO): DNA-binding transcription factor activity, RNA polymerase II-specific; RNA polymerase II cis-regulatory region sequence-specific DNA binding
Source: RefSeq, a predicted model, not a curated record